AAGCUUUUGCUGUUUCCAAUGGCAUAUAUCCAUGGACGUCCUUAGCUGUUAAGGAAAGGAGUUGAAGUCAUUUCUAUAUGUAACUAGAUAUAACUUCAAAUACAGGUGUACGGACUACUCUCUUCGAAUCUGUAGAUCCUUGUCGCCGUCUAUAAAAUAGAACGUUGCUGCGUUCGUAGUCCCAUCCUCAAAAACAACAAAUAGCUAGAGUCGCUAGAGAUAUCAUCGAGACUCACACUCACCCAUACAAAGUAAGCAGAAGACGGCUACUGGCCUCCUAAAGGAAGAGCAAGAAACAUGGCCACUUGCCACCAGCUUCAGCCGAUCCUCACUAUUGUGGUCUUCACCAUCUUUGUGAUAGGAGCAAAUGGCGAGCGAUGCAACACGUCAAGCAUCCAGGUGGACACCAUCAACACCGGCACGAUAGUGCCCGGCGGCGACACCAUCUUCGUGGUGGAGGUGAAGAACCAGUGUCCAUGCGCCGUCAGGAACGUGCGCCUCGACGGCAUGGGCUUCGCGACCACAGUGGACGUGGAUCCGGCGGCGUUCCGCGCCGACGACGGUGGCGUCUACCUGGUGAACGGCGGCCAGCCAAUCGCCAGUAUGGCCACCGUCAGCUUCCAGUAUGCCUGGGACCAUUUCUUCCAGAUGCCUCCAAGGAGCUUGGAGGUCGACGGCCCGUGCUAGCUACGAGGAGGACGAAGCAUGCAUGGUGCCCCUCGCUAUCCUAUAAAAACUGAACAUGUGUUUCGCUGCUGGUGUUUUGUUCUGGUGUCCAGCUUAAAUAUGUAUUGUCUUCCUUCAUCGUACAGUGUUCUAGUGGACUAAGUAUAGUUUUUAUUUCAGUAUGUUGAGAGACAAAGAGAGAUGUCGGUGAGUUCUAGAGAGAGAGAGACAGAGAUGCAAGGUGCUGUUCGACGAAGCUUGGUAUGUUUGGUACAUGUAAACUGGAGGUGUGACGAUGAUACUACUACUAAUAUAUAUGCGACAAACUUCAGUGAGUUUGGGA
This is a messenger RNA of Sorghum bicolor (sorghum), 1009 nucleotides long. RefSeq names its product protein TAPETUM DETERMINANT 1. The transcript has 2 exons. NCBI's taxonomy places the organism in Eukaryota, Viridiplantae, Streptophyta, Magnoliopsida, Poales, Poaceae. The record is from RefSeq and is a predicted model, not a curated record. Bases 298 to 687 code for a protein of 129 amino acids. Gene Ontology annotation, biological process: cell fate determination.